Kwoniella shivajii is the source of this 1617-nucleotide messenger RNA. RefSeq lists its product as uncharacterized. Lineage: Eukaryota; Fungi; Basidiomycota; Tremellomycetes; Tremellales; Cryptococcaceae. The record is from RefSeq and is a predicted model, not a curated record. Gene Ontology annotation, cellular component: membrane. Gene Ontology annotation, biological process: carbohydrate transport; transmembrane transport. The transcript is spliced from 17 exons. Bases 1 to 1617 code for a protein of 538 amino acids. Gene Ontology annotation, molecular function: carbohydrate:proton symporter activity.
AUGCCAUAUCUCGGAAUAAGAGGAAAUAAGUUACCUGUGGCGAUAUCGCUGACUGCAGGUAUGGGCUGGAUCCUGUUUGGUCUUGACGAUGCCAUUUUGGGAGCUGUCAUUACUACCACAGCGUUUGAAAGAGAGUUCAGUCUCAGUACUUCAAUGCAAGGAACCGUUACCAGUUUAUUCGAACUCGGUUGUUUCGCUGGUGCUUUAAUCGUAUCUUUGUUCGGAGAGAAAUUCUCUAGAAGAUCGUUAUUGUUCAUUUAUACUAUACCUAUGGUUAUUGGAUCCGCGAUUCAAAUAGCAGCGCAAAAUACUGCCAUGUUAAUUGUUGGUCGAAUAAUCGCUGGCGUAGGUUUGGGUGGUAUCACAUCGACUUUACCAAGUUGGCAAAAUGAAACUUCUCCACCGGAGUUAAGAGGAACUGUCAUUUGUACUUCGUUAAGUUUCCUCAUCAUUGGUCAAUUGAUAGCUUAUUGGGCUGGAUAUGGAUUACUUCAACAAUACCCAACUCAAAAUAUCACGUGGAGAUUGUUAUUUGCGCUUCAAACUAUAAGUGUAUCGAUCAUGGCUUUAAUGGUAAUAUUCAUGCCUGAAUCACCUAGGUGGCUCAUUGCUCAUGGCAAAUACGAUCAAGCUCGAUCUGUCGUCGGCUGUUUACUUGAUAGACCGGAAGAUCACGAACUAGUCAAUGAACAAAUGGAAGAUAUGACCAGGGCAAUCACCUUUGAACAGGAACAUGGCGCUACUUGGGCUGAUCUACUCAGCUUCAAGAAAGGGGAUCAAGGUUCGAGGGAAAAGAGAAGAGUCUUUACCGCUUGUUGCAUUCAACUCGCACAACCGUUUUCAGGCUCUACACCUGUAUCUUUCUUUUUGACUAGUAUCUUCGAGGGGCCCGUUGGACUUUCAGAGCAUGUCUCAACUUUAUUAUCAGGCUUCUUACAAGUUUGGUUCCUGGUAGCAAGUUUCGGUACUUGGUUCUUGAUAGAAAGAGCUGGAAGAAGGAAAUGUUUCAUUGUCAAUGCAAUCGCUAUGGGAAUUACAAUGGUUGUUCUGGCUGUCAUGGUGAAAUUGGACACAAAACCAUCUGGAUACGUCGCAACCGUCUGCUUGUUCCUCUAUCAAAGCUUUUACACUUGGGGAUGGAUGGCUGGUGUAUGGUGUUACAGUAAUGAGAUUUUAUCCACUACAUACAGAUCCAAAGGGGCUGGUCUCUGUGUUGCCCUUCAAUGGUUAUUCGAUUUCGUCAUUCUACAAGUAACUCCUAUUGGUAUUUCCCAAAUUGGUUGGGGUAUGUUCUUGGUCUUUGCAGUAUUCAAUUUCUCUUAUGCGCCAUUGGUAUAUUUAUUCUGUCCCGAAACCGCUGGCGUACCGCUCGAAUCCAUCGAUGCGAUGUACCUACCCGGCUUAGAUCCAGUCAAAGAGUCAUUCCGAAUUCGAAAACAUAUGAAAGAACAACAACUUGCUACUAAGGAACAAGGUAUCAAAGGUAAUUCUCAUCAAUUAGGUAGAAUCUCUACUUUGAUGGGUGAGAAUAAACCUCAAGAAGUUAGAAUUGAACGAUUCGGUGAAAACCAAUUUGGAAAUGGAAAAAACAAUAGUACUACAGCUACUAUCGAAUAA